AUGCAAAUGCAUACGGAAAACAAAGUGGUGAUUUUAAAUGUAACCAGUGAAAGAAUAAGAGAAGGAGGCCGCAUUGGAGGUGGGGGAGGGGGGAGGGAGAGGGUCAAGUAAAGGUAGUCCUCUGUUAAACAAACUGCUGCUUUGAAGGAAUGUUAGCUGGUAGGAGAGGGAUUCAAGGAAUCCAGAGUGGUUGAAGUAGACGGUUAAACAAUUGGUCAUACGAAAAGUGAAUUUAAAAAGAUUUCAAAAAGUGUUAAAUCAGUGGCAUAACAUUUGAUCAAUGAGUGAGUAUUGUUAAUCUUAAUGACGUAGGCGAGUAGGUAAAAAGGAACAUACAUUUGUUAGAUAAGGAGAGUGCUAGGACGUGGCUGCAGAUGCUCUAAAAGGCUCCGAGCUAGGCGUAUUGUCACAGAAUCCUGACUCACACAACCACCAACAGUAUUGUCCACUGAACGCAACUUCCAAAUCACCGAGUGUAAGUGUUUAGACCCAAGCAUACAUGGUCCGAUUCGGAGAGGCGUCGAAGAAUGCGUAGAAGGAGGCGCUUACCAUCACGAUGACCAUUUCGACGAAGGGCCACUGUGAAACCACGCAGACCUGCAGCUGAGAGGGCUGUACGACAGUACUCACCACCAUAGAGAGAAGCAAGGCUGGCCAAUGCCCUUGUCGAUAAAGUGACCAAACUAGCAGCCACUUCUUGUUCGUUAUCUGCAUUAGGAUUCGUGCAACCUCUGUCAACGGAGUCAGGUGAUGAGGCUUCAAGAAAGGAGGCAAGAAUACCCGGCAGAUGUUUGGGAGGUCGAGACAACGAAAGAAGCUGAAAGAUUAAAUGCAGUGAAUCCCAUUUGGACCAACAAGAAGACGCCAACAUGUUAUUGCAGUCAACACGUACCUCGAAGGACAUAUCCACCCAUACUAACUAACACAUUGUACACAACAGAAAGAGGAUUUUGUGCCUGUUCAAUGCAAGGUGCGAGGAUGAGAUGAAAAAGACCCGAUUCGUGAGGCCAACGGGAAGUGAGGGUAGAGAGUAGACGAAGAGCAAGAAAGCACUGAACGGAAAAACGUCGAGGGCCACAAUCACAACCAGUAACAAAGUCUAUUAAACAGAGGGGUAGGUUAGAGAUACGACAUAUUUUUACAAGAGGCAAGUGAGAAGAUCCAAUAGUAGAGAGGCCUGACUGGAUGUAGGGAAUAAGUAGGUUGUUGACAAUAUCCACAACAGCAAGUAGAACUUCGGGUGAGGGACCUUGAAAGUUGUUCUUCAGAGUAGAGGUAACUUUGUAGCUUUUUAGGCUCUUAACUCCAGUGGAACUACUCCCAUAGAAGCUGUUUGGACGAUAGGAGGAGACACGCGAAGAGGAUCGGGUGGAAAUAACCGAUGAGGAGGAGGAGGAUGAUACAGGCCGUUUAUUCUCUCCACCCCGAAGGGAGGCUGUGCGAUUUACGCCACUUCCACGUGGUGGAACAGAAAGUUUGGAGUUGAGUCUAUCACUGGAGAGUGGUGAACGGACAAGUCCAGACAGUCGACUCGAGGAGUUCUUCGGCAAAUUUAGACUGAUGUUGGACGAAGUCAAUGAGUCAGUGUCCUCACUUCCACCGCACCAAAUGUUCUUCAUAUCCAAAAUGAUCUAUUCAUUGAUUUCAACACAUUUGAAUGAUCAUUUUAAUAAGAUUAUUUAG
This is a messenger RNA of Hydatigera taeniaeformis, 1683 nucleotides long. The record is from the annotation of a GenBank genome assembly. NCBI's taxonomy places the organism in Eukaryota, Metazoa, Platyhelminthes, Cestoda, Cyclophyllidea, Taeniidae.